Messenger RNA from Oryza brachyantha (malo sina), 2460 nucleotides. RefSeq names its product type IV inositol polyphosphate 5-phosphatase 3-like. Gene Ontology annotation, biological process: phosphatidylinositol dephosphorylation. Gene Ontology annotation, molecular function: inositol-polyphosphate 5-phosphatase activity; phosphatidylinositol-4,5-bisphosphate 5-phosphatase activity; phosphatidylinositol-3,4,5-trisphosphate 5-phosphatase activity. The transcript is spliced from 7 exons. The record is from RefSeq and is a predicted model, not a curated record. Bases 273 to 2186 code for a protein of 637 amino acids. NCBI's taxonomy places the organism in Eukaryota, Viridiplantae, Streptophyta, Magnoliopsida, Poales, Poaceae.
UAUCACAGAUUCACAGCUCAGCUCCACGGACGCCCGUGCAAGAGGCCAAGACAGGUAGCCUUAAUUAGCAGCUAGUAGCUACCUAGCUCCGGCCAUUGAAGGACACUGCCAAGAACAAGAAGCUGGGAGAAAGAACAGGAGCAGAAGGAUUCAGGAGAGGAGAGGAGAGGAGAGGAGAGGAGGAGAGAGUCAGAAGAGCAGCAGCAAGUGUUGGAUUCCUGGAACAUUUUGUCUGAAUUUUUGUGUGUGUUUGAGGCAAGAGGAGAGGCAGGAUGGUGGUGCAGAAGAAGCAGAGGAAGCCAGGAGAGGUUUCUUGGCCCAAGGUUGUGCUGAAGAAAUGGCUCAACCUCAGGAGCAAGGAUUCAGAGUUCAACGCCGACGAGGAAGACGACGACGAUGGGAGCGACGUUGAUGAGCAAGAAAACUGCGGCUGUGGCGACGGCGGCGAGGCGCGGCGGCGGGCCGACGGCGAUCUCGCCGAUGAGAGUGUGGACGGUGGCGCGCCGUACAGACUACGGCGGCGAAACUCGGAGACGCUCCGGGCGCAGUACAUCAACACCAAGGAGCUCAGGAUCUGCGUCGGCACGUGGAACGCCGCCGGCCGGUCCCCGCCGGACGGCCUCGACAUCGCCGAGUGGCUCGGCGCCGGCGGAGGCGGAGGCGAGCCCGCCACCGACGUCUACGUGCUCGGGUUCCAAGAAGUGGUGCCGCUGAACGCCGGCAACGUGUUCGGCGCGGAGGAUGGCCGGCCGGCGCUGGCGUGGGAGGAACUCAUCCGCGGCGCGCUGCGGCGGGCGCAGACGCCGGCGAGGCCCAGGUACAAGUGCUAUAGCCACCCUCCCUCGCCGUCGCGGUUCGACCCGCGAGGGGACGCGACGGCCUCUGCCGCCGCCACCGACGACGAGCUCUUCCCUGGCACCGAUACCGACACCGACACCAACACCGACGAGGAGACACACACGCUCUUCAGCUCCCCGGAGGAGACUGGGCAGCACGUCGCCGCGACCCCGAGGAGGCUGACCAGGCUGAACCAUUUCACCGCCGCCACGGACGACUCCGGCGACGACAGCGACGAGCAGCAUCAGCGGCCGCCGCAGAGCGCUCAGCAGAGGACGCUUCUGAAGACGCUGAGCAGGUCGGACAGGGUCGGCCUGGCAUGGCCAGAGCAGCCGCUGGACUUGCUGGCCAAGCACGCCACGGCAAGCACCGCCAUGUCGUCGUCGGCGGCGGCGGCGUCCGCAUCGUUCAAGUCGUCAAGAUCCUUCAGAACCUACAAGUCACUCAGGGCGUCCCGCGUCGCCGGCGACCCGGGGGCCGACGAUCUCGCCAUGAUCGCCGACCUCGACCUCGCCGCGGCGGCGCGCAAGAAGCGGUCGCCGUACGUGAGGAUCGUGAGCAAGCAGAUGGUGGGCAUCUUCCUGACGGUGUGGGUGAGGCGGGGCCUGCGGAGGUGCGUCCACAACGUGAGGGUCUCCACCGUCGGCGUCGGCGCCAUGGGCUACAUCGGCAACAAGGGGUCGGUGUCGGUGAGCAUGUCCAUCUACCAGACCAUGUUCUGCUUCGUGUGCACCCACCUCGCCGCCGGCGAGAAGGCCGGCGACCUCCACAAGCGCAACGCCGACGUGCAGGAGAUCCACCGGCGGACGCAUUUCACCGCACCCGGCGACGACAUCGCCAUGCCAAGAGACAUCUACGACCAUGAGAGAAUUUUCUGGCUCGGCGAUCUGAACUACCGCAUCGACGUCGCCUACGAGAGAGCGCACGAGCUGAUCGCGGCGAUGGAUUGGCAUCAGCUGGCAGAGAAAGAUCAGCUGAAGCGCGAGCUGAGGAAGGGACGAGCGUUCGACGGCUGGACGGAAGGGGUGCUGGAGUUCGCGCCGACGUACAAGUACGAGCUCAACUCGGCAAACUACGUCGGCGACGACCAGCGCGGCGGCAGAAGAACUCCGGCGUGGUGCGAUAGGAUCUUGGCCUUCGGGAAGGGGGUGAAGCUGGUGAGGUACGGGAGGGCGGAGCUGACGAUGUCGGACCACCGGCCGGUGGUGGCGGCGUACGCGGCGGAGGUGGAGGUGUUCAGCAGCAGGAAGCUGCAGAGGGCGCUGACGCUGACGGACGCCGAGGUGGAGGCCGGCAGCGUCGUCGCCGCCGCGCCGGAGCUCGAUCGGCCGGGUUUUGAGGCCAGCUGAGCUGAAGGGCUAGACUAGCUUGCUCCAUGUAUAUGUAAAAUUGUGAUGGCUAUGGCCGGCCGUGAAGCCAUUGAUCUUCUUCUUCUUCUUCUUCUUCUUGGCGCAUUUGCCAUUGUGUUGCUGUUUCUCUGGGGUUGGAUCUUGAAUCUUUCGUCCUACCACGGUUAUGGCUACAUUCUGAAUCCACCAAAAGUUCUACAUCAAAUGCGUGUUAUCCUCCAUGAUAUGGUCUAGAUUCAACCAUCUUUAUCGAUGGAUCUCAUACAUGCAUACA